This is a messenger RNA of Contarinia nasturtii (swede midge), 1758 nucleotides long. RefSeq lists its product as uncharacterized. The record is from RefSeq and is a predicted model, not a curated record. The transcript is spliced from 4 exons. NCBI's taxonomy places the organism in Eukaryota, Metazoa, Arthropoda, Insecta, Diptera, Cecidomyiidae. Bases 318 to 1358 code for a protein of 346 amino acids.
UGCUUUAUCACCAAACCAAGAAACAAUUAGUGCCUGCACUGCAUUGUUUUUCAAAAACAGAGGAAACUAGAUCGGUCUCAAUCAGUUUAUCGAGAACAACAGCAAAAAUAACAUCUCGAGCCAACAAGCAGCGAAAAAUCCACAAAAUAUUUUCGUGCCGAUUUUCUCUUUUCGAGCAAAAUAUCAUGUGCAUAGUGUAAUACGGUCCGCGCAAUAGAAGUUUUGAUUACGAAAAAAAAACAAAUUCUAGUUGAAUAUCACAACAACAACAAAAAAAAUACAUUUUAUCAGAAAAAAAGGCGAAUCAAUCGUAUAAAAUGUCAUUCCAAAGUGUUCGCAAAAUGUGCUUGAAAUAUGUAGUGCUAACGGUGUUGUUGAGUUCAUUAGUGCUUGCCGAUCAGGCAACUCAAAAUAGUGAAUCGUUAGUAUCGAAAAUGACCUGGGAUUGUGCAAAUAAUGCCAGCUGUUUCGAUAAUAUCAAAAAUGAAUUCUUGCACGGAUUACAACAACGAAAAUCAUUCAAUUUCGAUGGUUUAUUCAGCAUUCAACCGGUUGGUGAAAAAUCGAAACCAAUCAGUGAAGGACGUGGAUUUAUGUCAAACAUUUUUGCUGAUAAUCAAUUGCGCAUACCAUUCGCUGGACUCGCUAUGACCGUUCAACGGGCCGAACAAUAUCCCGACUACCUUGAAGUUGCUCUUGAAAAGGAUGUUCAACAAGAAGGUCGUCGUCGCAACGGGCUCGGUGGUGGACACGGAGGACUCGGUGGUGGUGGUGGCGGCGGCGGAUUGAGAAAAGGCAAAAAAUAUGUGCAAACAUUCAUUCCAUUGUUCUUGGCAUUCAACGCUGUUGGCUGGAUGUUACUUGCCGUUAAGGCAGUUGCUGUUUUAACCGUUAAAGCAUUAGUUGUCUCGAAAUUGGCAUUGCUUGUGGCCGGUACCAUUGUUUUCAAGAAGCUCAUGGAUUCUGCUACCGAAAAAUGGCAUGGAUUCGAUCACGGUGAUCAUGGAUUAGUUGGUUUACCAUACAACAUGGAAUACGCUUUGCCCAGUCAUAAUUAUCACACAACGGCCGAAUUAAAUGGAGGUGAUUUGUUCUCAAUGCCAUUGCAACAAGCUGCUCACGACACGCUCGCUGUUCAGCCAGCUGCACAACAUACAUUCACAUCGGAAGCAAUUGCACCACAAGAAAGUCAACUCAGUCCAGUCAUGGCUAGUUUGACGGCACAACAAAAAGCCCAUGUUACACAACCAAUGCUCGCAACUCAAACUGGAGCCAAAGUGAAACGCCAAGAUGACGUUUGGACAGGUUACCUCAAGAAACCGAUGUUCUAUAAUGGUGCUUCAUAUUUCCAAGGUUAAACAUUGACUCGUGAAAAUCAACCAAUACGCCAAAUACAAACAAAAACUUAAUAAAAAAAAUGAUUCUAAACGGUAUCUCUUUCUCCGUUCGUGGCUUCUAAAAAAAUCAAUCAUGAAAUUCCGAAACAAAACCCCAACGAAUGUGUUUAUAAAAAAAUGGAAAUUCUUUUGCUUAACGUGUUCUUUUGGAAAUUUCUAUAUAAUUUUUUUUAAUAUAUAAUUUCUCUCUUUGAGUUUUAAAUCAGAUUUGUUUUGUUCUAUUUUCCAAUUUUAUGAAAAUGAACGAAUGAGAAAAAGAUGACGACGUGAAAGAUGAAAAGAAACAUGAUGAAAAUGAGAGAACAAAAAAAAAACCAGUGUAGGGAAUGAAAACGUAACGAACGCGCGCCAGAUAUACCAU